UGAUAGAUCAUCAAUCGAUCAUCGCAUCAGUCAAUCAACAAACCUAUCAAUCAUCCAAUCAUCCAAUCAAUCAAUCAAUCAAUCAAUCAAUCAAUCAAUCGAUCAACCAAGCAAUCAAUCGUGGUCGUGCAAUGAGAGCAGAAUCGACGGUCGUGGUAGUUGGAAGGAGAAGAUCUUAGUGGAUAUGGAAAUGAUUGUCACGGCUAUUUGCCGCGAAGCGCGAUGAUUGCAUUUAGUAGCAAAGGCAAGACGAGUAUGAUGGGCAGGGACAGCUGGAGGAGGAGGAGGAGCGAUAGACAGGGGGGUCGUCAUCACCUGCGGUAGAUGGGUUAAUUGAUUGAUUGAUUGAUUGAUAAGAGAAAGGUGUUCUUGUUUUGAGGGAAAAGGGAAGGGGAGAGUAGUAGAGGAGAAGGGGAAGGAGGCGUUUUUCGCAAGGAAGAGAGAGGAGAGGAGAAGGAGAAAGGAGAAGGAAGGGAGGAGGAGGAGGAGGAGGAGGAGGAGGAGGAGGAGGAGGAGAUACGCGCGGUGGCGGAGGGGCGGAAUAGCUAGAUCCAGCGUGGAGUGCCGACAUGGCGAAGAAGGAGAAAGUAGGCGAUGAAAGUGGAGAGAGGAGAAAGAAGGGCAGAGAUGCAGCCGCAGCGGCGGCGUCGAAGUCCAUAGAGGAUGAGGAGGGAAAGAGAGAGGGGAAAGGAAAGACGACGGAUUCUGUUGCUGACGUGGAGGCUAUCAAGGCUGACGUGGCAGCGUUUGCUGCUGAUCUGGGAUUUGCCACGUCGCUGGGAAAAGCUUCAGGUUUUGACGAUCGGGACUUCCGCAGGCCGCCGCGCAAACUAGGAUCGAGGAGGACGGAGGAUGAAGAAUCAGAUAGCGAUGGUGGCGAUGGCGGCGGCUAUGGUGAUGCUGAUGGUGACGAUGAGAACGAUGGAGGGAGAAGCCGAGGAGGAGGAGGAGGAGGAGGAGGGAGACGAGAGAAAGGUGUGGCAGGAAGAGGAGGAGGAGGGAGGUUAGGUAGACAAGAAGCGGGGGGUAGAGGAGGUAGGUUAGGAGAAGGAGUAGGGAGAGGAGAUCGGCGAUCGGAGCGGGAACAGAGGGAGGCUGGGCCGGUGCAAAAAGGGGCGAAAGUAGGGAGUGAAGAGAGAGAGGGAGGGAGAGAUGGGAUGGGAGAGGGAGGAAGGAGGUAUGGAAGUGUCAAGCCGUGGGAGAAAGAAGAAGGGGAGUUUUCUGAGAAGGGGAGACCUCACAAGGCCAUCGCGAAUUUCAAAGGGAAGUUGGAUCUGCCGCCGGGAGUGUGGUAUGACGUGGCGUCGACGCUGGUGCAGCAAUUGAUACCGAGGGAGGGAGAGGGAGGAGGUUCCGCACUGCAAAGGAGGGAGGGGGUGGAGUGGGAGAAUUUGGUGGAGCAGAAGAAGAGGGAAGGCGAGGCGCUAAUGUAUGUGAAGAUGGAAGAGUACGAACGAGAGAAGGCCAAGGACAGCGAUGCCAAAUGGCUUGCCACUGUCAGGCAGUCGGGAACUUCUGUGGAUAAGGUUGCCGCCAUGACCGUUGCUGUUCAAGAGGAUCCCAUCGCCAACAUCCGCAGCUUGGAUGCGCUCUUGAACAUGAUGGAAUCUAAGGGAGGAAAGAAGUUUGCGGCUAUGGCAACGGAUUCACUUCGGGAGUUGUUCUUGAGAAGUCUUCUCCCUGACAGAAAGCUGAAGUUUCUGCAUCAGCAGCGGCUUGAUGUGCUGCCACCUGGCAAAGAGGGGUGGAAGUUGUUAUUACUUUGGUUCUGGGAGGAUCGGCUGAAACAAAGGUUUGAGAGAUUUGUUGGAGUAGUUGAGGCAGGCACCAAGGACACACUUUUAUUUUUCAAGGAGAAAUGCAUUAAGGCGGUGUUCGAGUUACUUAAAGAGAAACCAGAGCAAGAGCGGUGGCUUCUGUCCAUAUUGGUAAACAAGCUGGGAGACCCUGAUAGAAAGACAGCUGCGAGAGCGAGCUCCAUGCUUUUGUCUCUUAUAGAGGAGCACCCGAACAUGAAGAGAGUCAUUGUCCAGGAAGUGGAUCAUUUUGUCUUUCGUCCACGGGUGGGGACCCGCGCAAGAUACUAUGCGGUGGUGUUUCUGAACCAGAUUUUCCUUUAUAAGAAAGCUGACGGUCCUCAGCUAGCAAAGACUCUCAUCGACUUCUACUUUGGCCUUUUCAAGGUUGUAACGAAGGGAGAGGACGAAGAGGACGAGGGGGAGGGCGCAGAUGGUAAACGCCGGCAUUUGAGUCGGGAAGAGUACGAUAAAGCCAAGAAGGCACUACUGAAGAAGAAAAUCAAGGAAAAGAAGAAGAAGGCAGCUGGGAGGAAGAGUGGCGUUGAAAUGGACUCUCGUCUUCUGUCUGCCUUGCUUACAGGUGUGAACAGAGCAUUUCCGUAUGUGGAGGCUGAUGAUGUUGAAGCUGUAAUUGAAGAACACACCCCUUCACUGUUUAAAAUGGUUCAUUCAGAAAAUCUUAAUCUGGCAAUUCAGGCGCUGACGCUCGUAUAUCAGCUGAUGGCGGCGCAUGAGACAAUAAGUGAGCGUUUCUACAGAGCGCUUUUUGCUGUCCUCUUUUCCCCUCAACUUUCCAAAACAUCAAAGGGGGCAAUGUUCUUAGCGAUUGUCCACAAGGCGAUGUGUGCGGAUGUCAACAUCAAACGUAUUGCGGCUUUUGUCAAGCGGCUAUUGCAGGUGGCAUUUCAGCAGCAACCACAAUUCACCUGUGGGUUACUCAUGAUGAUUUCAGAAGUGCUCAAGGCACGUCCCACUCUCUGGAAUUCAAUUCUUCAGCCUGAAGAUGCAGAUGAAGAUGAACAUUUUGUGGAUGUUCCUGACACGGAUAAUCCGGAUCCUAACAACGGGGAUGGUGCUGGUGGUGGUAAGGGUGGGGGAAAGCGAAAAGGUGUGAAGAAAGACGGGAAGGUAUCUAGAAAGGAUACUGAGGAUGAUGUGGAUGGUGGUGAUAGUCACAGUGAUGGUGAGGAUAUCAGCAUGGGUGAGGAAAGAGAUGCGCUGGCGGGUGUUAAUAUCGACAUUGGAGGCGAGGAAACAGACAGUGAUGAUGAAGAUGGUGAUGAUGAAGAUGAUAGUGAAGAUAAUGGUAGAGACAAAGCCAAGCGCAGUGGAAGGAAAAAGAAAGUAAAGGAAAUGAAAACUGAGGGCAAAGGCUACGGAGAAAGGACGAGAAAAUCACAAGAGGACGAAGGGAAGGUCUUGGCGACUCGCGAGGGACCAGCAGGAACAACUGAUGGUUCGUUUGGGAGAGGAAGUCAGAAGAGGGGAGGAUCUUCUAAUGCAAGCUAUGAUCCCAGGCAUCGUGAGCCCGCUUUUUGCAAUGCAGAUAGAGCCUGCUGGUGGGAACUGUCAGCACUUGCCAAACAUGCUCACCCUGCUGUUGCUGCUAUGGCGAAGACAUUGCUCUCUGGCGCCAACGUGGUGUAUGCUGGGGACCCGCUGCGAGACCUAUCGCUUGCUGUGUUCUUGGACAGAUUUGUGGAGAAGAAGCCUAAAAAUCUGAAAGGAAGGCUGAGUGUCAACUCAAGAUCAGCAUUGCUGCAACUUGCUCAGAAAAAAGAGCUGGCUGUUGGAAGCAAGGAGUUUCAAAGGAUGGCACAGCAAGAUGUUGCAGCAGAGGAUGUCUUUUUUCACAAGUUUUAUAAUGCAAACAUCACAAAGGCUUCCAGCCGUGCAAGGAAGAAGAAAGAGAAGAAGGCAUUCGACGGGGACGAGUCAGAAGAUGAUCUUGGGCGGCUGGAUGGAGACAAUUCUAGCGAGGACGAGGAUGAGAUUGACGAACUGUUGGACAGAGAAGAGAGGACAGAGGGGAGGACAGAUCUCGAAGGUAGCAGAGUGGGGGCGGAUGAUGUGGAGUCAGAUUCUGAUUACGAUUAUGCGGCACUUGAUGACGACAUGAUGUAUGGAAGCAGUGAUGCUCAUGCUUCGGACAGUGAGGAAGAGAUGGACUUAUCGUCAGGGGAGGAAGAGGAGGAGGACGAUGGUGAUUGCAGGGGUAAUGAAGGUAAGGUCAAGAAAGGAAAUCAGGGCAAUGCUGACGGAAAGAGCGAUAGAAAGAAGAAGAGCUCCUCGAAGGAAAAGAAGAGCGUAAAGACGAAGCAACAGAAGACAGGGAAGAAGUCGUCCAAGCUGAAGCUUGGAGAUGAUGUCGAUAGUGAUAGUGAUGGGGUGCAGCAUUUGCUGAUGAAGGGUGGCAGUGAAGAUGAAGGUGAAGCAUGCGAAGAUGGUGAUGAUGCUGCGGACGGAGAAGAUAGGGAUCAUCGAGCAGAAUCGGAAGGGACGAGGAAUGCUGGUAAGAAGAAAGGGAGGAGUGUCGGGAAGCGUAAGGGCCCCUUCGCAAGCGCUGAUGAUUACAAUCAUUUGCUCAUGGAUGGAGAAGGGGGUGGUGGGGAUGCUGAGAGUCGUCAGGCUACUUCAGACGACCGGAAGGGAAGAGGAACAAAAAGAAAAAGAAUGGAGGGAAAGGCGAACAGAGAUGGUGGUAAGCAAGGACGGGGGGAAGGACGGGGAUUGAUAAAUAAAUUAAAGAAGUAGCUAGGCAUGAGGUCUGCAUUGGCAUCCUUCUUCCUCGAGAAGUGCCCACAGUUCUCUGUGCGAUACUGACAAAAGUGUGGUGAUCUGGUAAAGGAAAAAGGAAGGGAGGGAAAGAGGUAAAAACAAAGAGGUUUUUGCUGC
Messenger RNA from Chara braunii, 4694 nucleotides. Lineage: Eukaryota; Viridiplantae; Streptophyta; Charophyceae; Charales; Characeae. The record is from the annotation of a GenBank genome assembly.